This is a messenger RNA of Knipowitschia caucasica, 699 nucleotides long. NCBI's taxonomy places the organism in Eukaryota, Metazoa, Chordata, Actinopteri, Gobiiformes, Gobiidae. The record is from the annotation of a GenBank genome assembly.
AUGUCGCAGUCCGAGGAAGUGGCAAGGGGCCGUACCACAAUCCGACCACAGACCAACUACAGACCGACCACAGACCGACCACAGACCGACCACAGACCGACCACAGACCGACUACAGACCGACCACAGACCGACCACAGACCGACCACAGACCGACCACAGACCGACCACAGACCGACCACAGACCGACCACAGACCGACCACAGACCGACCACAGUCCGACCACAGACCGACCACAGACCGACCACAGUCCGACCACAGACCGACCACAGACCGACCACAGUCCGACUACAGACCGACCACAGACCGACCACAGUCCGACUACAGACCGACCACAGACCGACCACAGUCCGACUACAGACUCAGACCACAGACAGACCACAGACCGACCACAGACCGACCACAGACCGACCACAGACCGACCACAGACUCAGACCACAGACCGACCACAGACCGACCACAGACCGACCACAGACCGACCACAGACCGACCACAGACCGACCACAGACCGACCACAGACCGACCACAGUCCGACCACAGACAGACCACAGACCGACCACAGACCGACCACAGACCGACCACAGACCGACCACAGACCGACCACAGACCGACCACAGACCGACCACAGACCGACCACAGACCGACCACAGACCGACCACAGACCGACCACAGACCAACCACAGACCGACCACAGACAUAA